AGUGAGUGAAGACUACCCGAAAGAGUCGUGCACCAUUCAGUCUGUCCGCGGGCGUCCGUCAAGCAGACUUCUCCGGCUCUCUUUCUCCCGGCCCUCCCUUCCGGCCCGUAUCUACCUCCCUCGCUCGUUCGCCCGUCCCGUUCGCUCUGGUCUCUCGGGGGACCUCGUGGAGGACACAUGUCGUCGGCUGGUGGUGCAGCUGCUACCGGCUAACUCGCGUAACUCGCGUGCGCGUUAAGUACGACGAAUUCACACGACGUUUUCCGUCAGUGUUGCCGGAACGCUGCCUUUCGUCGGUCGUCAUCGUCGCCGUCACCGUCACUCCCUCGUCUCGUUUUCCACGUGUGUGUUGUUACGUCUUUUCGCGCGCGAUUGGCUCUCAUGUAUGAAAGUGACCACUCGACGACGACGCGGUGACGGAGUGCUCGUAGUGUGGCCAGUGACGCGCGCAGAUCAGCGGACAGGAUGUGGUCGACCGGGCUUCUUCUCCGGAGCCUCCUCUGGGGGCUCGCGAUCGUCUGCACGCCGGUCACCCGGCACGUCGCCGACGGCUUCAACGUCGAGACCAAGCACUACGCGGUGUACCGCAUGGAGGAUAGCUCCAUGUUCGGCUUCGCCGUGUCGACGUAUCGCGACAAAUACGCCCGCGGAUGGGCGGUCGUGGGCGCACCGGAGGCUGAAACUGCACAGGCCGGCGUAUACCGAGGAGGCGCAGUCUAUAAAUGCGAUAUCGCCACCGACGAUAGAUGCAACAUAAUCCAUUUCGACGAUAAAGGGAAUAAUCAUGUCAAAAAUCCAAGUAUCCCUAACGGCUUGAGUCAGAUCGACAACAAAACGCUGCAAUGGUUCGGUGCCACGGUCUCAGCUUCUAGCAAGGAUGGAGGCCCGAUUCUGGCUUGCGCGCCCAGGUACAUCUGGUUCUCGGUGUCGCAGCAGAAGUACGAUCCCGAUGACAAUAGGUGGAACAAGGAGUCGAUGGCGGGCAACCGAAGGGAGCCAGUGGGCACGUGCUGGGUCGUCGCUAAUAACUUCAACGACUCGCAGGAAUACUCGCCUUGUCGCACGAGGUACUGGGGCUAUCACAGGCAGGGCUCUUGUCAGGCUGGUUUAGGAGGCGCGUUGUCUAAGAAUGGCGAGAGACUCUUCAUAGGAGCACCAGGCAGUUAUUACUGGCAAGGUCAGAUAUACUCGAUCGCCGCCUCCAUGAGAUUGAAGUUCGUGGCGACGAUGUUAAUCACCGAAGCCGAAGCAUCAGGACAAGCGUUUUCGCAAGCCUUGAAUAAUGGUCGAUCGAGAAUUAUGUUCACCAAAGAGGGUCCGGCGAAGGAGGACGAUAGUUACAUGGGUUAUUCCGUCACGACAGGAGACUUUGUUGGAAACGGAGAUAGUGGUACCGCGGUUGGCGUCCCGCGUGGUUCCGAUCUUCUCGGCAAGGUCUUACUUUUCACGUCGAACAUGACGAAUCCUCGAAAUCUUACUGGCGAACAAAUGGGCGCGUACUUUGGUUAUGCUGUGGCUGCCGGCGACAUAGAUGGAGAUGAAUUGGAUGACCUGAUAGUCGGUGCACCCAUGUACACAGUUCCAGAUAACCCGGAAAUGACCAUCGAAACCGGAAGAAUUUACGUUAUCUAUCAGGGCCAGGGUGCAGAAAAAUUCCGUAAAUUCGAUACAAGGGACGGCGAAAGCAACCGCGGACGUUUCGGUUUGUCACUGGCCUCUCUGGGGGACAUCGACCGUGACGGUUACGGUGAUUUUGUCGUCGGCGCGCCCUAUGCUGGUCCAAAUGGUCGCGGUGCCGUCUACAUCUAUCACGGCUCACGGACCGGGGUACUGGAGAAAUAUUCCCAGGUGAUCCACGCGGAAGAUUUGGACAAUCCGGUACAAACCUUCGGGUUUUCCGUAGCCGGUGGUCUUGACCUCGAUGGCAACAUUUAUCCAGAUCUGGUAGUCGGUGCAUACGAGUCGGCAUCAGCGAUGUUUUUCAGAUCACGACCGGUGAUCAAAAUGGACUCCUACGUGACCUUCGACUUCGAGUCCAAGCUGAUCUCUUUAGAUAACAGAAAUUGCACCCUUUCGGACGGCACUCGAGUCACGUGCUUUCCGCUUAGGGCUUGCUUUAAGUACACAGGAGAGGGUGUUCUCAUAAGGCACAAUUUCAACAUACAAUACGUACUCGAUGUGAAGAAGACGAAGAAUCCGAGAUUAUUUUUUCUCGAGUUAGAGGGUAGGAACACGAUGAAUCACACGAUAACGGUCGAACGCGAUCGCCAGUUCUGUCGCACAAUCCAGGUUUACGUGACUCCUAACAUUCGCGACAAGUUAACAUCAUUGGACGCUGAAAUGCGUAUGAGUCUAGAGGAAGAACGGAUUCCAGAUAAUCGCCGUCGUGAUCCUAGAAUGCCACUGAGACCAGUCCUCGGUGCGACGACCUCCAGGAAGGACACGCUUUCUAUCAGAAAGAACUGCGGCUCUGACAAUAUCUGCAUACCAGACUUGCAGCUCAAAGUGACAUCCAACGUUGACAAAUACUUAUUAGGAUCUCGCAAUAGACUGGAACUCGAAGUUUUCGUUCAAAACGAGGGCGAAGAUGCCUUCGAGGCAACGUACAAUCUGCAAUUACCGGCCGGCAUUGACUACAUCAAGAUCGAGCGUAUCGAGACCCUGGAAAUUCCCGUUCACUGUUCCGCGCCCAAACAAUCGAACAACAAUACGCUACGCUGUGAUAUCGGAAAUCCAUUGCCACAGAGAAAGCUGGUGAAAUUCAGAGUGCUACUUCAACCUGUGACGUCUCACGGGAUGAACCCCAUUUACGAAUUUGAUAUGCACGUCAACACUACGAACCCGGAAGAUUCCAGAACUGUCCAUGAUAACUCGUACCAUUUAUCACUACCAAUCUGGAUAGAAACAGAUUUACGCGUCGAUGGUGAGAGCAAGCCCAAGGAUCUGUACUAUAAUCCUGACAAUUACACCGGCGUGAACAUUACAACAGAGCUCGAAUUGGGACCGGCGGUAACGCACAAUUAUACUAUUCGUAAUCUGGGUCCAUCUGAUAUCGUCGAGGCAGAGGCGUUCCUUGUUUGGCCCGCGCAGACUUUAUCCGGGAAGAUACUAAUGUAUUUAUUGGAACAACCGGAAACUGCAGGGCCGAUCGCUUGCGAAUCUGCCAACGCGAAUUAUCUUAGUUUAAAGUUGGAUCAACGAAGAAGGGUGCAUUUAAAUUAUCCCGAUUACUCCGGCGUAAUCCUGGACGAAUCGCAGUCAGGCAGAACAAUCAAUGUUCAAAGAGGCUUCGAGAUAGAUCGUAAUAAAGCGAAUCAAAAAGACGAAACCGAGAUUAAUAGUGGCGACAGUUCAAAUAUUCAGAAAUCACGACACUCCUCCUCGUCGUCAUCGUCAUCCACCUCUUCCUCUUCUUCCAGUACUACUGAGACUAGGAGGAUUCAGCUGAACCCAACGGGAGAGAAACCUGAAGUGCUUACUACUACGUACACGCAUAACUCUUCUGGAACUAGCUCAAUCGGUAGCGGUGACUUGUCCAGCCAUCGCGGUGGCGUUGCUUUUCACACGGAAUCGAGCGGUAGUUACGGUUCUACUUUAGGAGGAGGAUUCCGUGGGUCUGAAGAGGAAUCUUUUGGCUCAAGAUUGCCUGAUCUUGAACAAUCCUACGGAACAAAUCAAUCCGUUAGGAUGGAAAGUCGUUGGGAAGAAAGUAAAGCGCAAGGACGUACGAUUUCACCUCCAGGAAGGUAUGAUUCAAUUAUGACUGAGAGCGAUAGACGAUAUCAGGAUUUGCUGAGGCAGCAAGAAGAGACUCGUCUACGUCAAGAGGAGAAGACUCGACAAAGAAAGCUGCAGGAAGAAGCGCUUUUACUACAACGUCAGCAGGAGGAACAAGAACGUAUCGCUUUGCAACGUCAUCGAGAGGAGUUAGAUCGACGUCGGCAGGAGGAAGAUCGAUUGAGAGAGGAACGACUUAGGGAGGAACGGCGAAGAGAAGAAGAAUUGCACAGAGAGGCAGAAACACGGCACAGAGAGGAAGAAGAACGGCGAAGACUGCAAGAGGAAAAACGCUUGCAGGAAGAAAGAAAAGAACAUAGGUACAAUUAUGACGAGGAAAGGCGCUAUGACAUGACCACAGGUGGUUAUCAUCGAACUACAGAAGAUGAUUUCAUUACUGGCGAUCGCGAGGAGACGAUUGGAAGUCGAGAAUUUGGUUUGCAUAAUGUCAACUCUACAGAAGAAUUGGAGCGAAUCUUUGGCACGUUGUCAAAAGACGCAGCUAGCUAUCAAGUAUACAGUAGACAGGGACAGCAAUAUGUACAGUUUAAGGCGAGAUUCAGGACAUCCGCCGACAGGAAGGAGUACAUAGAGUUCCAGGAUAGCUCUAUGUUUCCCCUUCAAGAUCGUUAUGGUGGGCAAAGCUAUGUCUCAGAAUCUACGGAACCUCGCGAUAGUCGAUUUCUCAGAAUAGAAGGCCAAUUACUUGUCGCUCCGGACGGCAAAGGAUACAUCAUAUUGAAGGAUGGCCGAAGAUUCCCUCUUCAGGGUUCUUUUACGCACACUGAAGAAAGAACGUACACUUUGCGUGGUCCACAUGGUGGUGGCUACCAGGGUGGCGAUGCUAAUAAUCACGGCACUUACAGUCAAUCUUGGCAUGAGGAAUCAUCCAGUCAUGGUGCAACUUUGGACGGAGGUUACGAAAGCAGUUAUAAUACUCGUACACAUGAAGAAAGACGAGCAGAAGAAAGAACGAGUAACAGCAGGAUCUACGGAAAAAAUUCAUUUAAUGAUGAGUUCCCGACUGACAAACUGGAUCCCAAUUUUUCGAACUCGAGAUAUAGACGUGAGAGCGACAUGGUCGAUGUUGAGGAGUUUAAAAAAUUCGAAUGGCUACAUAGACAUCGACGAAAUCUUGAAUCGGACGACUUUUCAUCGGACUCUCCGUCUGACGCAGCUACGUUUCUGGAUGACGAUUAUUAUCAAGAGAACGAUCCCGAGUCGCAGAUACCAGUACGGUCAUGUGAUGCAGCAAAGUGCGUUAUGUUGCGAUGCGUACUAGGCCCAUUAAAGAAAGAUCAGGAAGUCUGGAUUAGCUCGAGAUACCGUGUGGAUGCUAAGACUUUGAAGGAAGUAGCUCUUGAGGAAAAGGUGAAGGUGUCGACGAAGCUGGUGGCACGUGUUACAAAGCAACCGUUCAUUGGUACGCCUGCCGAACAGGUCGUUAGAAGCAACGAAGUUAUGACGAAUAUUGAACCCAGUGCGGCACCUUCUGUUCCGGAUAUGAUUCCAAUAUGGGUGGUGGUUUUGUCGGCCUGCGCGGGAAUGAUAAUCCUCUUGUUGCUUAUUUAUCUACUUUAUAAGUGCGGUUUCUUCAAGAGGAACAGACCCUCCGAUGCUCCAGAAAGGCAACCACUGAACCGAAAUGGUCACUUCCAACAAGGCGAGGAUCACUAAACAAGGAUGACCGCCGUUCACUUUUGUUGUCAGAACUUUCGACUUUUUGACUAUAUUUUAUUGAAUUGUAAAUGAAUUAGGAAUCUCGGCUAUGCGACUGAAAAAUGACUUUCGGAUCGAGGGAACACGCAUUGCGUAGAUUCGCUUGGUGUAGUCUGCGAACACACUUUCGACUUCUGCCGAAUACUUUAUUAGCGUUCAAUAGUGCCUUAAUUCGUGUUCAGGCAAGACGAGUAUCUGCCGAGGUGCACUAAAAUGUUAAUUUCGAGUGACGAUCGAUUCGUUACUCGUAUACUGCCGCUGAAUACUCCUUCCAGCUCCUGCAGCUCGACCAUGCAAGUUUCUAGUCAGGAGACGUUCUUUUUUUUUAAUUAUUAUUAUCUGUAAUUACUUAAGCCGCGCGUACAGUCGGCAGAUACGAAUGAAUAUCUCGACAUUCUUCAAUGAAUCGUAUCUUCGUGUACAUAAGUAAUGUAUGUAUAAUGUUAUUUUUUGUAAUAUCGUCAUUACGGUAAAAUGCCUUGAUACGUGCCUCGUCGCUUUCGCUGUCUUUUUAGAUAGAGUAGAACUAAUUAUUUUUUUACCCGCGUUCGAUCGAACUCUCUAAAAUGAUUUCGAUCGAAAACAUAAAUAAUCUCUUUUAAGAGACCCCUUUUACACGAGCAUUUGAUGGCCGAAUGUCUUGAAUGUCAAAUUACGCCAUAUAAUUCUUCAGACAUUUUUUAGACGUUUUUAGUUUUUAAUUUUUAUAGUUUUGUAAUAUUUGGAUGGUACUUUGUUAAAAGUACUUCGCGAAUUUAGACCCGUUUGAAAGGGGUCUGUUACGAUUUUGAAAUCGCACAUGGGACUUUUUAAUUAUUUAUUAAAUUUUCAUGUUUUAAUGUAAUAAUGUAACGUAUGCUUGAACGCUAUAACAAUAGCGUGAUGCGUCGUCACGCGCGCAAGGUGAAUGUGUGUACAAUCUGUAAAUUAUUAAUUUACGUUACUAAAAACUGUCCACGAAAAGUGGUUUAACGCAAUAAUAUUUGAUUUGAAAGGAUUUGUAUCUUUCUGAUAUAAAUAGGAAGCUAGAAUUGACUUGUACAUACAAUGUUAAGAAAUAUAAUAUUUAAAAAAAUAUAUAUAUACAUAUAAUGAAAUUAACAUUAUUUUACGUAUAUCGCUAAUUUUUUCCCCAAAAAUCUGUUUAAAAUUCUAUUAUAGUUGAAAAAAGGAAAAUCACAUUUUGAAUAAAUUUAUACAAUCAUUUAUUGUAAAAUUACAAUGACGUAACAACGGUUGGCAUAAAUCAAAUGUUUGAUUAUAAUCAAUAAGUAUACUGUCUGUGCUACUUAUUAAUCGCAUUGAUCGCUGAAACCAGUGUAUAUUAUAUGUCCAAAUUAUAAGAAAAUUCUUCCGAAUAUAAAAAAAUA
This is a messenger RNA of Monomorium pharaonis (pharaoh ant), 6866 nucleotides long. It is a transcript of the gene if, whose product is annotated as integrin alpha-PS2. NCBI's taxonomy places the organism in Eukaryota, Metazoa, Arthropoda, Insecta, Hymenoptera, Formicidae. Gene Ontology annotation, molecular function: integrin binding. Gene Ontology annotation, cellular component: integrin complex; external side of plasma membrane. Gene Ontology annotation, biological process: cell-cell adhesion; cell adhesion mediated by integrin; integrin-mediated signaling pathway. The record is from RefSeq and is a predicted model, not a curated record.